Nannizzia gypsea CBS 118893 is the source of this 579-nucleotide messenger RNA. RefSeq lists its product as hypothetical. The record is from RefSeq and is a predicted model, not a curated record. Lineage: Eukaryota; Fungi; Ascomycota; Eurotiomycetes; Onygenales; Arthrodermataceae. The transcript has 2 exons. The coding region runs from base 1 to 579 and encodes 192 amino acids.
AUGGCCUUUGUCCAACCGCAGAGUUCAGCGUUUCUAGGGCUGUGGAGUUCUUUUGUCUUUUUUCGUAUACCGCAUAUACCUCGACCAUCUCCGACAGGCACAGUGCGCAAAGUUGUCCGUGAAUAUGGUAGUCUAUUUGACCUCUGCCAUCAGUUGAAGGCUGGUUUCAAUUGUGGCAAGCCCGCAUCGCGACCAAGGUUGAAAACGGGAGGCCACACGAGCUCAGCCACCUCAACAGAUGUCCUCAUUCCUUUCCAGAGUUAUAGAGUCAUGCUGGAGAUUGUUUUCAUAUACGGAAUAUGGAGCAUCUGUUUACAUAUCUUAAACCUUCUGUCGUGCCACGACACAGUUAUCGCGUUGGAAUUUCCAGUGAUCCCAUGGCUUAAUGAAGGUCAUGCCUCAAGCCUCCUGGAGUCCCUCAAAAGGGCCCCAACGUCUUCGAGGAAGAACGAACGAAACGUCCGUCGCACUUCGUCCAGGCUCGUGGGUCUCAUGCUGCCAGUUCUCUUGUCUUUUGAUUCUUUGUCUGUUAAACUUCGGCUGCGGGACCUCGUAAGCGGAAUGGCUUGGAGAUUGUGA